Mycena citricolor is the source of this 411-nucleotide messenger RNA. The record is from the annotation of a GenBank genome assembly. Lineage: Eukaryota; Fungi; Basidiomycota; Agaricomycetes; Agaricales; Mycenaceae.
AUGUCUCAUCCAAGCCGUGCCCGCGCUGCUGCUGCCCCGACUGCGUUGAAAUCGAGACAGCCACUCCUCCAAGCCACUCUGGGUGUCUUCCGUAAAUCCACUCCUGCCCCCAAACCUUGGGUGCGCCCUCGGGCUCCCAUCAUUCUGAGCACUACCCACCGCCGGCGCGACCGUGCCUCGGUGCGGCCCAUUCUCAAGCGGCAGACUUCUCGUCGCCGCCGCGACUCCGAUGUUUCUGAGACUUCCACGCUGCGCGGUGAUGCCGACGAGCUCGAGCUCGAGCUCGAGCCCAUGUACCAGAAGCAGGGCGUAAGGGGCGUCGACUAUUACGAAGUGCUCGUGCGCACAUCUGGUCAGCCCUCCCCCUCUUCUUACCUCUCAGACUCGGCCGAGCUGAGAUUUUCUCCCUAG